ACGGGAUCCACAGCGUGACGGCCCAGUGCGUCCUGCGGGUGAUCAUCAUCACGGAGGACAUGCUGGCCAACAGCAUCACGGUGCGGCUGGAGAACAUGUGGCAGGAGCGCUUCCUCUCCCCGCUGCUCUCCACCUUCCUGGAAGGGGUGGCCACCGUGCUCGCGACGCCCAAGGAGGACAUCUUCAUCUUCAACAUCCAGAACGACACGGACGUGGGCGGCACGGUGCUCAACGUCAGCUUCUCGGCCUUGGUGCCGCGGGGCGGGCGCUACUUCAGCUCCGAGGAGCUGCAGGAGCAGCUGUACAUGAAGCGCAUGGCGCUGACGGGCGCCUCCAUGCUGGAGGUGCUGCCCUUCGACGACAACGUCUGCCUGCGGGAGCCCUGCCAGAACUACAUGAAGUGCAUCUCCGUCCUCAAGUUCGACAGCUCAGCCCCCUUCAUCGCCUCCCCCUCCACCCUCUUUCGGCCCAUCCACCCCAUCACCGGCCUGCGGUGCCGCUGCCCGCAGGGCUUCACUGGGGACUACUGCGAAACGGAGAUCAACCUCUGCUACUCCAACCCCUGCCUGAACGGCGGGAUCUGCACCCGCAAGGAGGGGGGAUACACGUGCGUUUGCCGACAGCACUUCAGUGGCGAGAACUGCGAAGUGGACAGUCGCUCGGGACGCUGUGUGCCCGGCGUGUGCCGCAACGGCGGCACCUGCACCAACAGCGCCGACGGGGGCUUCCGCUGCCAGUGCCCAGCCGGCGGCUUUGAGACGCCCUUCUGCGAGGUGUCCACGCGCUCCUUCCCACCGCGAUCCUUCGUCAUGUUCCGGGGCCUGCGCCAGCGCUUCCACCUCACCCUUGCCCUCUCGUUCAGCACUAUGGAGCCCAGCGGCCUCCUGCUCUACAACGGGCGCCUGAACGAGAGGCAUGACUUCCUCGCGGUGGAGAUCAUCCGGGGGCAGGUCCAGCUGAAGUACUCCACAGGAGAAUCCAGCACGGUGGUGAGCCCCUACCUGCCGGGGGGCGUGAGCGAUGGGCAGUGGCACACGCUGCAGCUCCACUACUACAACAAGCCCAAGGUCAGCGCGCUGGGCGUGGUGCAGGGCCCCUCCAAGGACAAGGUGGCCAUCUUGACAGUGGACCAGUGCGAUGCCUCAGUGGCCCUGCAGUUUGGCAGCGAAAUUGGGAACUACUCCUGUGCCGCAGAAGGUGUGCAGAGCAGCUCAAAGAAGUCCCUGGACCUCACAGGUCCCUUGCUCCUUGGAGGGGUCCCCAACCUGCCGGAAAACUUCCCUGUCACUCACCGGGACUUUGUGGGAUGCAUGAGAGACCUGUACAUCGACAGCAAACGCAUUGACCUGGCUUCCUACAUCGCCAACAACGGAACUGCUGCAGGCUGCCAUGCCAAGCACACGUUCUGUGACUCCAGCCCCUGCAAGAACGGCGGCACCUGCUCUGUCGGCUGGGGGACCUACUCCUGUCUCUGUCCUGUUGGCUUCGGGGGCAAAGACUGCCGCCACCCCAUGCACCAUGCCCACUAUUUCCAGGGCAACAGUGUCCUGACCUGGGACUUCAAGACGGAUGUGAAGAUCUCAGUGCCAUGGUACCUGGGGCUGGCGUUUCGGACACGCCAGCCAGACGGGGUGCUUCUGCAGGCCUAUGCCGGCCAGUACACCACCCUGCUCUGCCAGCUGGCUGGGGGGCUGCUCUCCUUUGUGGUGAGCCGGGGGGCUGGGCGCAGCACCAGCCUCCUCCUGGACCAGCUGCAGCUCAGCGAUGGGAGAUGGCAUGACCUCCAGCUGGAGCUGCGCGAUGUCCGCAGCGGGCGAGACUCACGCUACGUCAUCACCCUCACCCUAGACUUCGGGCUCUACCAGGACACAGUCGUCAUUGGGAAUGAACUGCAUGGCCUGAAGGUGAAACACCUGCACGUGGGGGGAGUCCUGGGCUCUGGAGAGGUGCAGAAUGGGCUGAGGGGCUGCAUACAGGGUGUGCGACUGGGUGACAGUGUCACCGGGACCGCGCUGCCCAAGCCCAGCCAUGCUCUGCGGGUGGAGGCUGGCUGCAGCGUGCCAAGCCCCUGUGACUCCAGCCCCUGCCCAGCCAACAGCGUCUGCAAGGACGAGUGGCAGAGCUACUCCUGCGUCUGCCAGCCAGGAUACUACGGAGGGGACUGCGUGGAUGUGUGUCACCUCAACCCCUGCAAGAACAAGUCAGUGUGUCGCCGCAAGCCUGGCUCGCCCCUGGGUUACGUGUGCGAGUGCGGAGGGAACUUUUUCGGGCAGUACUGUGAGCACAGGAUGGACCAGCAGUGUCCGAAGGGCUGGUGGGGGAACCCGACCUGUGGGCCCUGUAACUGCGAUGUGAACAAGGGCUUUGACCCCGACUGCAAUAAAACCAACGGGCAGUGCCACUGCAAGGUGAGAGCAGCUGUGCCCAUGGGGACGUGGACCGUGGCUUGCCUGGUGCCCUGCUCGUCCUCGACCUCGCGUUCCUGUGACCGGGAGACGGGCCGGUGCCACUGCCGGCCCGGGGUCAUCGGGCGCCAGUGCAAUAGCUGCGACAGCCCUUUUGCCGAGGUGACACCCAGCGGCUGCGAGGUGCUCUACGACGGCUGCCCCAAAAGCCUGAAGGCAGGUGUGUGGUGGCCCCAGACCAAGUUUGGCUUCUCAGCUGCGGUGCUGUGUCCCAAAGGCUCUUUAGGUGCAGCCAUCAGACACUGUGAUGAGGAGAAGGGCUGGCUGGAGCCAGACCUCUUCAACUGCACGUCACCUGCCUUCAAGGAGCUCUCCAUGCUGCUGGAGGGCUUGGAGAGGAACGAGACUGAGCUCAACACAAUUGAAGCCAAGAAGCUGGCCCACCGGCUCCGGGCUGUGACAGACCACAUGGACCACUACUUUGGCAACGACGUGCACAUCACUUUCCGCCUGCUGUCCCGCCUCAUGGCCUUUGAGAGCCGGCAGCGUGGCUUUGGCCUGACAGCCACGCAGGAUGCCCACUUCAAUGAGAACCUGCUGCGUGCGGGCAGCUCUGUGCUGGCGCCCGAGAACCGGGAACACUGGGCCAUGCUGCCCCACGGGGAGCAUGGCAGCGCCAGCCUCAUGGAGCAGCUGCGGGACUACUCGGGCACACUGGCCAGCAACAUGAAACUCACCUACCUCAACCCCGUUGGCGUCGUCACCCCCAACAUCAUGCUGAGCAUCGAUCGCAUGGAGAACCACUCCCACAUCCGCCGGCGCUACCCGCGCUACCACAGCAGCCUCUUCCGCGGCCAGCCCGCCUGGGACCCCCACACCCACGUCGUGCUGCCGCUGUCGGUGCUGAGCCCCCUGAAAGCUGAAGCAAUGCCCACGCCGGCGGGGGGCGAAGGGAACUACACUGUGGAGAACUACUCCCCAAGGCAGGCACCGCCAGAGCCUGAGCCCGCUCUCACUGUGAUCAUCCUCAUCAUGUACCGCACCCUUGGGGGGCUGCUGCCUGCGCGCUACCAGGUGGAUCGCCGCAGCAUCAGGCUCCCCAAGAAUCCCGUGAUGAACUCCCCCAUCGUGAGCGUGUCUGUGUUCAGCAAUCACACCUUCCUGCGGGGGCCCCUGGACAGCCCUCUCGUGCUGGAAUUUCGCCUGCUGAAGACGGCCAACAGGAGCAAACCUCUCUGUGUCCAGUGGAACCACUCCAACCCGACCAACCCCUCUGGCUUCUGGACAGCCAGAGACUGUGAGCUCGUGUACCGAAACACCACGCAUGUCCACUGCCAGUGCUCCCAGUUUGGCACCUUCGGGGUUCUGAUGGACAGCUCGCACCGAGAGCAACUGGAAGGUGACCUGGAGACGCUGGCAAUUGUCACCUAUUCCUUGGUUGCUCUCUCCUUGGUGGCUCUGCUGCUGACCUUCUCCUUCCUGACCUGCCUCAAAGGCCUCAAGUCCAACACACGUGGCAUUCACUCCAACAUAUCAGUCACCCUCUUCUUCUCUGAGCUGCUCUUUCUCCUGGGCAUCAACCGCACUGAGAACCAGUUUCUUUGCACUGUGAUUGCCAUCCUCCUCCACUGCUUCUUCCUCUCCACCUUCGCCUGGCUCUUCGUCCAGGGCCUCCACAUCUACCGCAUGCAGACGGAAGCCCGCAACGUCAACUUCGGGGCCAUGCGCUUCUAGGGGGUGCCCGCCAUCAUCACGGGGCUGGCCGUUGGCCUGGAUCCUGAGGGCUAUGGGAACCCCGACUUCUGCUGGAUUUCCAUUCAUGAUAAGCUGGUCUGGAGCUUUGCAGGCCCCAUUACUGUCGUCAUUGUGAUGAAUGGGGUCAUGUUCCUGCUUGUGGCCAAGAUGUCCUGUUCCCCAGGCCAAAAGGAGACCAAGAAGAAAUCGGUUCUCAUGACGUUACGGAGCUCCUUUGUUCUGCUUCUAGUUAUUAGCACUACCUGGCUCUUUGGCCUCUUGGCUGUCAACAACAGUGUCCUGGCUUUCCACUACCUCUACACUGUCCUCUGCAGCCUCCAGGGCCUGGCUGUGCUGGUCCUGUUCUGCGUGCUGAAUGAGGAGGUGCGGGAGGCCUGGAAGCUGGCCUGCCUUGGCAAGAAGGGGCAGAGCGAGGAGGCCACGAGGAGCACGCAGGUGGGCGAGAGCAGGAGCAGCCCAGGGGGCCCCAACGCCUACAACAACACGGCGCUGUUUGAGGAGAGCGGGCUCAUCCGCAUCACCCUGGGGGCCUCCACCAUCUCGUCAGUGAGCAGCGUGCGCUCUGCCCGCACCCACUCCAGCCAGCGUGCUUACCUCAGAGACAACGCGACGGCACGUCAGGGCUCGGCCCUGGAUCACAGCCUUCUGGCUCACGCCGGCCCCACCGACAUCGAUGUGGCCAUGUUCCACCGUGAUGCUGGCGGAG
This is a messenger RNA of Eurypyga helias (sunbittern), 4866 nucleotides long. Its product is annotated as cadherin EGF LAG seven-pass G-type receptor 3-like. The transcript has 30 exons. The annotation marks the transcript as partial. Gene Ontology annotation, biological process: G protein-coupled receptor signaling pathway; cell surface receptor signaling pathway; cell-cell adhesion. NCBI's taxonomy places the organism in Eukaryota, Metazoa, Chordata, Aves, Eurypygiformes, Eurypygidae. The record is from RefSeq and is a predicted model, not a curated record. Gene Ontology annotation, cellular component: membrane. Gene Ontology annotation, molecular function: calcium ion binding; G protein-coupled receptor activity.